AUGGAGAAUUUAAAGAAGAUGGACUACAUGGCCUUGAUCAUCAAAGAGAAACUUCGCAGAUAUGGGCCAGUGGACAAACUGCUUUCAAGAGACGCAGCAAAAGACAUCGAAUUGAAUGGUACCUUUAUUCCUAAGGGGCAAAAGAUUAGCGUUGACUUUAAUGCCAUUCACAUGAAUCCCAAGAUUUGGCAUCAUUCAGAGGAACUCAUUCCUGAGCGAUUUGAACAAGGAGGAGAGCAUGACCAGCAUAUAGGCUUCACAUGGCAAUGGAUCCAGACAAUGAAUUGGUAUGAAAUUUAG
Mucor velutinosus is the source of this 300-nucleotide messenger RNA. It is a transcript of the gene MSS1, whose product is annotated as mitochondrial splicing system protein. Gene Ontology annotation, molecular function: oxidoreductase activity, acting on paired donors, with incorporation or reduction of molecular oxygen; heme binding; monooxygenase activity. The record is from RefSeq and is a predicted model, not a curated record. Lineage: Eukaryota; Fungi; Mucoromycota; Mucoromycetes; Mucorales; Mucoraceae. The transcript has 2 exons. Bases 1 to 300 code for a protein of 99 amino acids.